Plectropomus leopardus (leopard coralgrouper) is the source of this 1805-nucleotide messenger RNA. It is a transcript of the gene degs1, whose product is annotated as delta(4)-desaturase, sphingolipid 1. Gene Ontology annotation, cellular component: membrane. Gene Ontology annotation, biological process: ceramide biosynthetic process. Lineage: Eukaryota; Metazoa; Chordata; Actinopteri; Perciformes; Serranidae. The record is from RefSeq and is a predicted model, not a curated record. Gene Ontology annotation, molecular function: sphingolipid delta-4 desaturase activity.
GACCCAUUCACUGAGGAGAGAGGAGAGGAGGAGGAACACAGAGGCGCCGACAAGAACCAGAGAAGUUCUUUAUUGAAGCUACUUUGUUAUAUAUAGUUCCUUAUUUGUGUAAGAAAGUUAUUUCAAACAGUAAUCAAAGAGAUGGGGAACCGGGUCGCUCGCGAAGACUACGAAUGGGUGUACACGGACCAACCGCAUGCCGACAGGAGAAAAGAGAUACUGGCCAAAUACCCAGAAAUCAAGUCGUUGAUGGGGCCUGACCAGAGGCUGAAAUGGAUUGUGUGCAUGAUGGUGGCUAUACAGUUUUUAGCUUUCUACUUGGUCAAAGACUUGGACUGGAAAUGGGUUUUGUUUUGGACUUAUGCCUUUGGCAGCUGUAUCAACCACUCAAUGACCCUUGCGAUUCACGAGAUCUCUCACAACACGGCCUUUGGAAACAACAAGGCCAUGUGGAACCGCUACUUUGCCAUGUUUGCCAACCUGCCCAUCGGCCUGCCCUACUCUGCCUCCUUCAAACGCUAUCACCUGGACCAUCACCGCUACCUGGGUGGAGACGGGAUCGAUGUAGACAUCCCCACAGAGUUUGAAGGCUGGUUCUUUUGCACACGCUUCCGUAAAUUCAUCUGGAUUAUUCUGCAGCCGCUGUUCUACGCCAUCCGGCCACUCUGCAUCAACCCCAAACCCAUCACUCAGCUCGAGGUUACCAACUUGGCCAUCCAGCUCACCUUUGACAUUCUGCUCGGCUGGCUGUGGGGGGCCAAGCCCGUGGUCUACAUGCUGGCUGGCUCCAUGCUGGGGAUGGGCUUGCACCCCAUCUCUGGUCACUUCAUAGCUGAGCACUAUAUGUUCCUCAAGGGCCAUGAAACCUACUCCUACUAUGGCUCCCUCAACUUGCUCACCUUCAACGUUGGUUACCACAACGAACACCAUGACUUCCCCAGCAUCCCAGGACGCAGGCUGCCGAUGGUGAAGAAAAUAGCGGCUGAGUAUUAUGACGACCUGCCUCAGUACACAUCGUGGGUAAAGGUGCUGUACGACUUCAUCAUGGACGAUACGCUGAGCCCGUACUCUCGAGUCAAGAGGAAGCUGAAGGGAGACGUCAAACAAGAGUAAAGCCUCUGAAAGCUUCUCUGGAGCACCGCUGUGGCGUCCGCCAUGACAGCAGCCCCGGAUCACCGUCCUAUAAACUUUACUGCUUCUGCUUAUUAACACAUUUGGCAUGGAAAUAAGGGUGGACAUACCAAAAGAAUGCUUUUUCUCUACAGGGACAGGAGACAGUUUGUUGUUCAGGCAUUAGAUGAUUAUUUUAGAUACUGUGAUUAUAGGCAGUACCCAGGUCUGGUUGCACAAAGGCUUUGAUUAAAAAAAUGAGUUCACUUUAUGAUAAUUUUAUUUGCUAUGCAUUUUAAACAAAAUAUUAGUGAAUGGAUUGUUAUGAAAUGUGGUCCACACAUUCAUGUCCCCCUCAAGAUGAACUGUAAUCACUAUGGUGACCUUUUUUUUUUAAAUAUUCAUUUGUACAAUACUUUAAAACAACCUCAAAUUGUCCACUCAAAGUGUCUGUAUUGUGCUGAGGCUCUUUAACUGCCGUCAGGUGAUCUGUGUGCGACUGUGCACAGAACCAGUGCGUGACCUUUACACGCUGAGUCUACUUUCAACAUAUCUGAGGCAACAAAACUUGUCAGUCGUGAGUAAAAACAAAAGGUUGUCGGUAAAACAUUUAACAGACUGAUGGUGGAGUUGCUUCUGCCUAUAGUGGUUUUAAACUAAACAUUUAAAUUAAAUGCUGUGUCCUCUGCUUGCCA